Molecule: messenger RNA, 3790 nt
Organism: Ictalurus furcatus (blue catfish)
Lineage: Eukaryota; Metazoa; Chordata; Actinopteri; Siluriformes; Ictaluridae
Product: myosin-11
Exons: 43
Coding region: 24-3692 (1222 amino acids)
Molecular function (GO): protein binding
Source: RefSeq, a predicted model, not a curated record
GACAGUGACAGUCAGUUAGAGCGAUGGCGUGGAUUCAGCUUCUCCUCUUCUCUUGUCUCUCCUUGACUCCUCUCACUACACUGUCUCACAGUGUACCUGGAGAUGUACCUGGUGAUCAUGAGAGUCCACUUACAAGUAUUUGUGACGGCAUUUACACAGAACUGAGCAACUGCAAUCAGAGACUGUUGGAGAAAACUGAGUACAGCUUUAAUAUCGAGAAAGAUCUGUUUCUUUUGAAGGAUCAGCUGAGGGUGAUCAGAGUCUCGUGUCUAAAUGCCUCUCAGGCGUCCUCACUUCAGAUCGCAGCUCUGCAGAACCAGCUGGACCGUUUCCUAAAGCAGCUCACUAAUAAAACUGCAGGACCUGCUGAAGUCGUGUUAAACAUCCUGCAGGAGUAUGUGGAAGUUCAGAAACUCGAGUUGAGCCUUGUAACUGAGACGGAUCCGAGGAAGAUCGCAGAGAUGAAGAAUCAACUGAAAAAGGCAAGAGCUGAUCUGGAAACACUGAAUGGAAACCUGGGCAAGCUAGAGUGCCAAACAGCAAACAGCCAAAAUAUUGUAAAGCCGGUUAUCAGACUGCAGGAUGAGAUUGUGGAGCUGUACAGGAGGCAGGUUCUGCUGCUGAACACACACACUCAGUUCACAGCUGUUCAGAGACAACUGGAGAAGAAGAAAAGUCUGCUGUCUGACCUGCAGGAGGAGAAGGAGAAAGGAGACGACAGAACCAUCAAUGAGCAGAUUGAUGCAGUGGAGCAGGAGCUGAGCGAGUUACAGGGACAGUUAGACAAUCUGACAAUGACUCUCUCUCAGAAACCAAAGCUGGAGAAGGAGCUGCAGGAGAAGAGAACACAGCUGGAGGACAAACUGGAGCAAUUGAAGAAUGACAGUCAGGAGCUCAUCUCUCAGAUCCUCAGUCUGCAGUUGGAGUUGAGGGUGAGACAGGUGGAAGUUCAGGGAGAGAUUACAGAUGUUGAGAAAGAGCUGAGUGAGAAAUCAGAGAGGAUUGCGCAAUUGCUUGGCCGUAAUCAGUUUUUGGAGAAGAAGCUCGCUGACACACAGGCAGAAUGCAACGACCUUCAGGAAAAUUUCAAUGAAUUAUUAAACAAAGUGGAAGAUUUGACUGGAAAGCUGCCUGAUUUAAACCUGAAGCAGAUUCUGGACAUUGUGUCUCUGAACAUGGGCAUCAACAACCUGGAGGACAGAAUCCGAUCCGAGACGUCCGAGUCCAAGAGAACUGAACUAGAGAAAGAGCUGAGAGAGAAGAAGGAACAACUCGAGUCGAAGAAGAAGGAACUGCUGACCAAUGACGAUCUGAACACCAGAAUAAUUCUGACCAUACUCUCCAAGUUGGAGGAGAUGAGGAAGCUUCAGAGUCAGAUCCUGGAUGGAGACAGUUUGGACCAAAUCAAAGAGAAGAAAGAGGAAGUGCUCGGAUUGCUCUCCGAACUGGACGACUCGAACCUGGCCAAAACCGUGCUGAAGAACUUGGUCUUGCUGUCGGAUGAGACUCACCUAAAGAAACUCAUAUCAAACAUCAAACAGAAGGCGGACAAACAGAUAGCAGAACUGCAGGAGGAAGUGAGGAAGAAGGAGGAGGAGCUGAAGAGGAAAACCACAGAACUGGGAAAGAAGGACAGUGACAUAGCCACACUGACUAAAGAGAUCAGGGAUUUGAGGGAGGAACUGAAGAAUCUCACCAAACAAGUGAGAGACGUGGAGAACACUUCGGCAUCACGGCUCAGAGAACUGGAGAAGCAGCUGAAGGAGACGAGGCAGGAGCUGGAGGAAGGGAACAAGGCUCUGCAGGAGAAGGAUGCAGACUUAGCAAAGAAAGUGAUAAAGAUCACGGAGCUCCUUGAGGAACUGAGACAGACUAAAGAGGAAGCCAACAGGAGAAACCAGGAGGCUGCAAACAGGAUAACAGAUCUGGAGGGAAAACUGAAGAAGCAGGAGGAGGAAAAUAAAAGAUUGCAGGGUGCGCUGACGGAGGCCACAGAGUGCGAUGAUCUCAAAAAAUCUAAUGACGAACUGAAGGCUGAGUUUCAGGAUACAGUUUCGAAGCUGAAUGACACACUCCUUCAUCAAGUGUUUACAAUCCAAACUCUCACCCAGGACGUAAAGUUGCUGGAGGAUAAAUUCAACUCAUCAGAGGGAAACUUCGAUGAGCUGAAUCAGAAACUGCAGGAGAAGAAAGCGGAGCUCGAGGAGGCCAAGAAUAAGAUACAGCAAUGGAAAGCAGAAUCUCUCAAAUUUCUGAAAUUACUGGAGGAGCUGAGAAAGGUGAACAGGAAGCAGCAGGAACACAUCCAGGAGUAUUUAGCUCAGAUUAAACGACUGGAGAAGGACAUGGAGGAGAUGUUGGCUCAACUCUCAGCCACCGGAAACGAGAAAUCUAAACUGGCCAUCCAGGUGAUCUUUCUAAAGGAGGAGGUGUCCCAGUUAAAUAAAGGGCUUGCAGGACUUAAAAAGGAGCACCAGGAGAAGACUGCAGGUUUGGAGGAGGAGAUAGAAGAGAAGAAUAAAGAGAUUGCGUACCUAAAGAGAAGCGGCUGUGAGAAUCAGAUAUCUGAUCUUCAGCGGGAGCUGAGGGCGAAACAGAAGAAGAUGGAACAGCUGAAGAGAGAGAACGCUGCUCAGAUCGGGGAGCUGGAAAAACAUCUCGUUGAGAAGAACCGCAAACUGGAAGAGAGCCGUGAGGAGCUGAAGGAGCGCGACUCGCAGAACGCUGGCCUAAUUGAGCGAUUAGCUGAUCUGAGUGAACAGUUGAACACAGUGGCGGAAGACAACGAGCAAGACAAACAGACAACAAAGAAACGCAUCUCCGAACUUGAAGAGCAGCUGAAGAAAAAGGAGCGGGAACUUUCAGAGCUGAACAGCAAUAACUCAGAUCUUGAAGAGCAGCUGGAGCAAAAGGAGAAGGAACUUUCAAACCUGAAGAACAAUAAUACAGAUGUGAUUGAUGAGAACGAGCGUCUGCGAGAUGAUGUGACGAGACUGAACGAGCGAGUAGACGAGCUGCAGAAUGUGAUUGAUGAGAACGAGCGUCUGCGUGAUCUUGUGACGAGACUGAACGAGCAAGUAAAGGAGCUGGAGAAACAGCCAGUUACGGCGAAACCACCAAAGGACAUCACUGUCUUCUCUCUGGAGUUCGACCCACAGACAGCUCACCGGAGAUUCCAUAUCUCUACUGAUGGACGUACGGCGAGUGGUGCUGAGAUUGCAAGAGAUGUACGUGAUAAUCCGGAGCGCUACGACACGGCGAUCGCUGCCCUCACAAAAACGGGCUUCACCUCAGGGAGGUGCUACUGGGAGGUACAGGUGAAAGACCGUUCAUGCUUCGUGGUGGGCAUAGCGGCUGAAACGGCGCCCCGGAAAGGAGAGAUCAAGUACAAGCCCAAUAAUGGCUACUGGACCAUACUGAGAAAGAAGGAUGGGCGGCACCAGGCACAAACCGAACGGCCCAUUACACUCCGCUUCUCGGACAACCUCUCCGUCAUCGGGGUCCUCACCGACUUCACCAAGGGGGAGGUGACCUUCUACAACGCCCAAACCAGAGCGCUCAUCUACAAUUUCAGAGAGAACAACUUCACAGAGAAGCUGUACCCGUAUGUGGGCACCUGCACCGACGAGAAUCCACAUGAGUCGGCCAUAGAGCUGCUGCAGACUCGCCCGCCACUGUGGCUCAAGGAAUAAUCAAACACACGUCAAUUUCCGCUAAACGCUUCUUUUGAAAAAUGCCCACACGCUUGUAACAGUUGUAUUAUUUCCUAAAGUAAAAAAAUGACUUGCAA